UUCAAUCUACCAAUCGCACAAUCGGCUGUUUCGAGUGACCAAAUACAGAAGUACAAUUAAAUCAAAAUGCGUGCUAGUUACGUUCGCUUGUACUCGGCAGCAUUGGUAUUACUCUCUACCUUGAUAGAAGGGCUUUAUCUAGAUCCUGAUAACUUCACUAGUCUUCAAGAAGCAACUGCGCUUAUUAGUGAUGGUAUAUUGGAUUAUUAUGCGGGUACUACUAAGGGUGGAACUAUUGGAACGUUCGUGUGGCCUUACUAUUGGUGGGAAGCAGGUGGAGUUUGGGGUGGUAUGAUAGACUACACAAUAUUGAUGAAAAAUGACACAUACACUUCACUUAUUAAAGAAGCCAUGACAUAUCAAACUGGUGAUGAUAACAAUUAUAUUCCUUUAAAUCAAUCUACCACCGAGGGUAAUGAUGAUCAAGGGUUCUGGGGAUUGGCUGCCAUGGGUGCAGCCGAAAGGAACUUUUCAAAUCCCUCUGAUCCAUCAAAGGCUUGGUUAACUUUAGCCCAGGCGGUGUUCAAUACCAUGUCAGCAAGAUGGGAUGAAUCUUCAUGUGGUGGAGGUUUAAGAUGGCAAAUUUUCCAAUGGAACUCAGGGUAUGAUUACAAGAACUCAGUUUCUAAUGGAUGUCUUUUUAACAUUGGUGCCCGGUUAGCUCGGUUUACUUCUAAUGAUUCUUAUAUUGAAUGGUGUGAACGCGUUUGGGAUUGGAUGUACGGUGCUGGUUUUAUGACUGAAGGAACUUGGUGGUUAGUGUAUGAUGGUGCUGAAAUUGAUGGAAAUUGUACCAAUAUGACCAAGUAUGUGUGGUCUUACAAUCAAGGGUUGAUGAUGUCUGGUGCUGCUUACUUGUACAAUUACACAGAGGAUCCCAAGUGGCUAGAAAGAACCGAGAACUUGUUAGUUGGUGCCAAGGUCUUCUUUGAUGAUGAUGUUAUGUAUGAACGGACAUGUCAAGGAUCCAAUAAUUGUAACCAGGAUCAACGGUCUUUCAAGGCAUAUUUAUCGAGGUUCAUGGGACAGACUGCGGUGAUGGCCCCUUCCACUUACGAUGUUGUCAUGAACUAUUUGACAACAUCAGCAUUGGCUGCAGCUAGAUCGUGUUCGGGUGGUAGUGAUGGACAUACUUGUGGUUUGGAUUGGACCAACACAACCGGGUGGGAUGGUACUUGGGGACUUGGUGAACAAUUGUGUGCAUUGGAAGUGAUAACCCAAUUAAGAGUUGGUGAUGUUGAUCCUCCUUAUACUGCUGAUAAUGGUGGCUCAUCUCUCGGAAAUCCAGCCGCCGGUUAUGGUACUGUAGUUUCGGACGCGACUCCGUUGACCUUGGGAACCAAAGAUAAGGCUGGUGCCGGUAUCAUCACCGCUGUUAUUGGUGUUUCUAUAGUAGCUUCAACUGUUUGGUUGGUUCUUUGAUAAUGACAUUUUUAAGCUUCUCUGUGUAAAAUAUGCAAUCUAUGCAACUGAAUGUACGUAACUCAAAUGAUAUUGUGCAACU
Messenger RNA from Yamadazyma tenuis ATCC 10573, 1504 nucleotides. Lineage: Eukaryota; Fungi; Ascomycota; Pichiomycetes; Serinales; Debaryomycetaceae. The record is from RefSeq and is a predicted model, not a curated record.